AUGGGGUCUUCAAGAUCGAAUGUUACUUGUUUUAGAUGUGGGCAGUUGGGACAUUACAAGUUCCAAUGCACUCAGACUCAGAUAGCUCAGGUGAUUUAUUUCAAGUGUGUGCAGUCAGAGCAUCACAAGUCCCAGUGUACUCAGAUUCAAGUGGCGUCUGGUGGGUGUUUUGGGUGUGGCCAGCAGGGUCAUAAGGUGAAGGAUUAUCCACAGUGGGGCAGUGGUUCAGGCAGGGGUAGAGGUCUACAGCAGAGGCAGAUGCAGUCUACCACAGGGCAAUGGACUCAGGGUCGUGUGUUUGCACUCACUCUAGCCGAGCCAUCAUCCAAUCUUUCAGUUGUCAGGGAUAUAUUUCUUGUGUCCCAUUCUUGGGCUCAUGUAUUAUUUGAUUUUGGUGCUUCAUAUUCAUUCAUUACUUCAUCAUUUGCACGGGCAUUGGGAUUUAAGGUCAGUCAGUUAGAUAUAUCGCUUUGUGUUGACACGCCUAUUGGGGGUUCAGUCACUCUUAGUACAGUUUGUCGGGCUUGUUCCAUUACCAUUGCCGGACGGUGUGAUUCUCUCAUUCUUGCGUUUUAUGGUGUUAGAGGUCGGGAUCGACACGGGUUAUUCUUCGCUAGCCUUUUCGCCGAGAAAAAUGUUAAGUAUUGUAGGGUUGAUUAUCCAGUGGUUGUGCGCGAUUUUCUAGAUGUGUUUCCAGAGGACUUGACUAAGUUGCCUCCACACCGAGAGGUAGAGUUUGCUAUUGAUUUGAUACCUGGUACCGCACCAAUCUCUAUGGCAUCGUAUCAUAUGGCACCGAUUGAAUUAGAAGAAUUGAAGAAGUAA
Cornus florida is the source of this 825-nucleotide messenger RNA. RefSeq lists its product as uncharacterized. The transcript is spliced from 3 exons. Lineage: Eukaryota; Viridiplantae; Streptophyta; Magnoliopsida; Cornales; Cornaceae. Gene Ontology annotation, molecular function: zinc ion binding; nucleic acid binding. The record is from RefSeq and is a predicted model, not a curated record. The coding region runs from base 1 to 825 and encodes 274 amino acids.